AUGCCCGCUGAUUCUCAGUAUUCCCAUCAGCAGCAGCACCAGCCACCGUGGUCCCAGCAGUCCUCUCACCUGCUCCAUCCUAUUCACACCCAGCAGUCGGCUUUUCCUUCGCCGUCGUCGCCUACGACGUCCCUCAGCGACCAUCACUACCCGCCUUUCUACUCCCAGCAGCAGUCCCAUUCUGGCGAGGGUCUCGGCGAUCGUGUCGUCGACAGGUCACAUACGGCUCUAUCGCUUAACCUCUCCUCGCUCACGGUAGCAUCGCCCACCAGUUUGUCUCCCGUGGGCCCGCAUUCCUCGACCCAUGCCCACGUCUCGCCCAUUACGCCCAUUAGCCCCGCCGGUGCCAUCAUGCAUACGCACCAGCAGCUAUCUGCGCAGCACGCGCACCUCCAGCCCUUCCAGUUCUCGCCAGAUCAUGACAGUGCGUAUGACUACGGUGCGCCCCGCCGCCUGACCAGCAGCCGCUCUUCUUCGUCCUCGGACCGCUCCGUGCCCCGCAAACGCAGCUUCACCACCCCGCUCGCGACGAGCGUGGAGGAGCCGUACGAGCACGCGUCGUACGAGGAUGUCGACAUGGGUUAUGCGCUCGAUCCCGAGGGCAGCCCCGUGGACGGCAGCACCAGUGGCGGUGAGCAGGACGACCAGCUCAAGCCGCUCAGCUCUACGUCAGCGCCAGGAUCCACGAUGUCUCUCACGCUGCUCGGCAAGCCGCUCGGUACGAACAAUUUCGUCACCAAGCUGUACCAGAUGAUCAAUGACCCCAAGUCAGCACAGUUCAUUACGUGGACGGAGCUAGGUACUAGUUUUGUGGUGUCCAACGUGGGCGAGUUCAGCCGCUCGAUCCUGGGCUCGCACUUCAAACACAAUAAUUUCUCAAGUUUCGUGCGUCAACUCAAUAUGUAUGGCUUUCACAAAAUCAACCGCACGCCCCGGGCACAGCGCACGUCCACCGAUGUGCAGACGUGGGAGUUUUCGCACCAUAAGUUCCUGCGCGGGCGGCCAGAUUUACUGGAAGAGAUCAAACGCAAGGCCCUAGAGCCCGACCCGUCGCUCAAACAUCGCAUCGAACUUCCCGGUGAGGUAGCUGCUCAACUCUCACAGGUACGUGAGGACAAUCGUCGCCUGACGAUGGCCAUGCACGCCGAGCGCUCCAAGGUCGACCGCCUGGCUGCUGUCACAAAGGUGAUGUAUGAUACUCUGACAAAGGCGUUCCCCGGUGGCGUACCCAUCGCGUUCCCGAACGAUAUCCUCGAGACCGCCGACAGCCCGAACAUAUACAUUACUUCGCCGACGAACGCAAUACCGAGCUCCAACUCGUUCCCGGCGUCGCUUUCGAGUCUUCCGAAUCCCUCGUUACACUCGCUGCAUUCGCUCUCGCCAGGUUCAAGUCCCACCGCCUCCGAGUUCCCGUCUCACACUCACACACCUCACACGCUUUCGCGACAGCACUCUUUUCAGCACAUUCCUUACGACGCGAUGCACACGCACCCCGGGUUGACGCACGUAUCUUCUGCGCGGUACGAGGCCGCCCUGUCCACCCCACUUCCGCCAUCCCCCGGUGGACCAGGAGAUGCGUUUGAUGAGCGAGUAGGCGCGAAGCGGCAACGCACCGGGCCGCCGCCUGCCGGUGGCAUAAGCGCCGGUGGCGAGAAGAAGGGUUCACGCGCACGGAGCGACUCUGCCCCGCUCGGGUACGGCUUCGGGUCCGGCUGGACGCAGACGCGCCCACGGAGCGGAAGCGGGCUUGGAUCAAGGAUGCGCAGGGACGAAGGCCCCAUUCCUAACCUUACGGGGAUGCGCGGGCACGCUCUGCCCAUCCUCUCGAUACCCUCUCCUGGGAAGCAGUCGCCCGGAUCGUAG
Sparassis crispa is the source of this 1863-nucleotide messenger RNA. RefSeq lists its product with no specific name. Gene Ontology annotation, biological process: regulation of DNA-templated transcription. The record is from RefSeq and is a predicted model, not a curated record. Bases 1 to 1863 code for a protein of 620 amino acids. The transcript is spliced from 6 exons. Gene Ontology annotation, molecular function: sequence-specific DNA binding; DNA-binding transcription factor activity. NCBI's taxonomy places the organism in Eukaryota, Fungi, Basidiomycota, Agaricomycetes, Polyporales, Sparassidaceae.